GUAUUUGUGUCAUGUUCCGCAACGUCCGGAAGUCGUGUGUCUGGUGGUUCGGAGUGACAACUGCUAUUGGCUAAUUGUUAAAAGCUCCAUGCAAGCAUCAUGCCACGAAUGUGACGUACCAUGGGCAACAAUGAGAGUGUGCUGGUACAAAAGCGACUGUCCCGCUUCCGUCCAGAAGAUCGGCCAGUGAUUCAAGGAGUGUUUGAACGCCUUCAAGGCAAUGUCCCUGCAGGAGCCCAAAAGAAAACACCUGCAGGAAAUACUCUCACCUUCGAGAUGCUGCAGUCCUCCAUGUGCAUGCUGGCACCAGACUCCAUGGUAAGGCGGACAUACCAUUGUAUGUGUAGUAUUGACUUUGGAACCACAGCAGUUGGCAAAGACAAUCCAACCCCCGCUUCAGGAGUUUGUCGCGAGCAGUUGGUCAUCUUCCUUGCAGACACCCUGCAGGGUACCGCAGAAGAACGAGCUCCUUUGAUUAUGGCUAUGACCCUGGAUGGAGCAUGCUUCAAGGUCGUCACCUUUGAGCAAUUAUCAGAGUUCUUACAGGAUCUGAUCUCUGCUGUAAUUCAUAUUGUCGUCAAUAAAGGACUCCUCCAGGGGUGGAAACCAGACAAAAUGGGUGAUGGCUCCCAGGGUGUGACACUCUUGGCAGAGCAGAUGUGCUCAGAACUGAAAUCCACAGACCAGGGAGGCUAUGAUGUUGCCUGUUUGGAGGACUGGAUCUUUAGAGUACCCCAGGUAUCUUUGUACCUGGAGAUGUUGGUAGCUGAGGGACUAAACGUUUGGCUAAGUCUGCGGCCAGCACUCCCUCUGUUGCCUCCUUGUAAGGAGACACCCUGGAAAGAUCUACGCCGGUGUCUGUUGGAUAUUCCCACCCUCAUGUUUCUUGCACCGCAGCUGCCUGACAGAUGUAAUGCACCAUGGAGACUUGUGUUUUCCACACUGUUGCAUGGUGAGAGCUUCACAAGGAUGGUGGCAGGUCUAACUAAAUGUGGGCCCACCUUGCUGCUCAUCAAAGACACAAAAGGACAUGUUUUUGGUGGCUUUGCCUCCCUCAGCUGGGAAGUCAAACCACAAUUCCAGGGUGACUCCAGGUGUUUCCUGUUCUCUGUGUUCCCCAGACUGAGAGUUCAUACAGCUACAGGUUACAACCAACACUUUAUGUACCUCAACCAGAAGCAGCAGACCAUGCCCAACGGACUGGGCAUGGGCGGCCAGCAUAGCUACUUUGGGCUAUGGUUGGAUAGUGAUUUUGGACAUGGUCACAGCCGUGCACGGCCAAAAUGUACUACCUUUGGAAGCCCUCAACUCUCGGGAGAUGAGGACUUUAUUUUGGAUUCAAUGGAAGUAUGGGCAGUUGGAAAGCCCCAUGAGCCGGAGGAGGUAAGAGCACCCAAUUCUCAUUAUCUGAGGACAAAUAAGCUUCUUCUUCAGCCUGCAGGGUGUGAUGCGCAAUUCAUAUUUUUGUUAAAUCCAAUCUUUUUAAGUACUCAUUCACAUUACAGAAAGAAGGUGGGAGGAGGUAGAAAUAUUUUGGUGAUAUGACAUAACGCUCCUCAACCACCUCAUAUAAUGGAGACUCCUACAAAAAACACAAGGUAACGUCAAAAAAAAAAGAAAAAAAAGGGGGGGGGGAAACUUUCUCCUUGGCUGAAUUUCUACUCUCACCACAAAUAUCGAGUUCACACCUGAUGUUUCAAGUGGGAUUAAAUAAAGUCAAAUGUAAAGACAACCAGUGUUUCUCAAAACACCUCUGCAAAUUCAUAGACGAUGUUAUCGUUUCUCAAGGAAUCUCAACUACCUGUGCUGAGUGCGUAUUGGUCUUUUGAUGAAUAGGUCGGAUGUGUGCAGAUGAGUGUUCAUACUGCAAAAGCAUUACACACAUAUCCGAUUUAGAUGCAAACCAAACAAAAUAAACCUAGGAUGGAUUAGAAAAAAAAUGGUAUUGUACUCCACACUGCAUGAAAAAGUCAGAUACGUGUUCCAUAUGGGAAAAAAUAUCAGAAUUGAGUUGCGGUGCAAAAUUGUCAUAGCAAGAUUCUUUUAAUGCUACGGUAUGUACAGGAAAUAAAAAUUUCCCACAGACAUAAGAAUAAUUAAUUAUUCUAAUUCUAAUAAUAAUAAUAAUAAAUCAGGUGUGUCUAAGUCCGGUUCUUGACAGCCCAUAUCCUGUCUGUCCCAACACACAUAUUCAAAUGGACAGGAUCCUUAUCAGGCUUCAGUAAAGCUUGCUGAUGAGUUGAUCAUUCAAAUUAGGAGUGUUGGAGGAGGGAAACAUCCAAAAGAGGCCGGAUAGGGGCUCUUGAGGACCGGACUUGGGCACACCUAACCCAAAUGAAAUAAAUACAGUGAUCCCUCGCUAUUUUGCGGUUCCUUUAUCGCGGCUUCAGUGCAUCGCGGAUUUUUUCAAACAUAUUCAUAAAAAAAAAAAAAUACAUUUAAGUCCGCAAACGGUCCGCGAGAAGCAGCAAAAGUCAGCAAAACAACA
Messenger RNA from Hippocampus zosterae (dwarf seahorse), 2488 nucleotides. RefSeq names its product MTOR associated protein, eak-7 homolog (gene meak7). The transcript is spliced from 8 exons. The record is from RefSeq and is a predicted model, not a curated record. Gene Ontology annotation, biological process: TOR signaling. NCBI's taxonomy places the organism in Eukaryota, Metazoa, Chordata, Actinopteri, Syngnathiformes, Syngnathidae. Bases 121 to 1545 code for a protein of 474 amino acids.